This is a messenger RNA of Morone saxatilis (striped sea-bass), 4322 nucleotides long. RefSeq names its product melanotransferrin (gene meltf). The coding region runs from base 279 to 2441 and encodes 720 amino acids. NCBI's taxonomy places the organism in Eukaryota, Metazoa, Chordata, Actinopteri, Moronidae. The record is from RefSeq and is a predicted model, not a curated record. Gene Ontology annotation, biological process: iron ion transport. Gene Ontology annotation, cellular component: plasma membrane; early endosome; recycling endosome. The transcript is spliced from 16 exons.
AGAGACGUGUCAGACCAGGUACACCAGAGAGGAGCUCUUCAUAAACUCCACAGUGAGCCUCAAAUACUCGAGCUGGGAGUCUUGUGAUUCCUGAAUGACAUGUUGUUAGAUGACUGAGUUGUAAAUCGCUAAUACAGCCUCUUCUGAGCUUCAACCGAGGACUUUAAGCCGAGUCUUGAAGAUAGAAGUUGGACUUUGACUCGAGACUCGUCAUAUAAAGUAGAGGAGAGGGGAAAGGAGGCAAUUUCACCCAACAAAGAGAGGAAGAAAGAACAGCCAUGACCAUGUGGAGGACAGCCGGAGCUCUACUGCUAAUACUACAUACUGUGUUUGGCCAGAGCAGCAUCAGAUGGUGCACCAUCUCAAAUGAAGAGCAGAAGAAAUGUCAGGCCAUGUCGCAGGCUUUCUCCCAAGUCUCCAUCCGUCCGUCUCUCAGCUGUGUCAAAGGAAUGGCAGUCGAGGCCUGCGUUCAGAAACUACAGAAGAAAGAAGCAGACGCCUUGUCCAUGUUCAGCACCGAAAUCUACAACCUGGGGAAGACAGCUUCCUUCAAGAUGGCUGCCAGUGAAUCAAAGGCUGAUGGUACUGGUACUUCCUACUAUGCAGUUGCUGUGGUGAAGAAAGCAAAUUCUGGCAUCAACAUCAACAACUUGGCAGGAAAAAAGAGCUGCCACACUGGGAAAGGCCGAACAGCCGGCUGGAAUAUGCCUUUAGGAUACCUCAUAGACCAGGGCUACAUGUCUGUGAUGGGCUGCGACUUCUCACAGGGGGUGGCAGAGUUCUUCAAUGCGAGCUGUAUCCCCGGAGCAAACCAGCCGGGUGACCCUAAGUCUUUGUGUCAGCUGUGCAAAGGAGAUGCUACCGGAAAUCACAAAUGUGAAAUGAACGUCCAAGAGAGAUAUUUCAGCUAUGAAGGAGCUUUCAGAUGUCUGGUUGAAGAUGCAGGAGAAGUGGCCUUCAUCAAACACACAAUUGUUGAGGAGAACACUGAUGGUCGUGGCCCAGAAUGGGCAAAACCACUGCUGUCAUCGGACUAUGAGCUGUUGUGUCGUGACGGCAGCAGAGCUCCCAUCUCUCAGUGGAGCAGAUGCCAUCUGGUCCGCAUCCCAUUUCGUGGGAUUGUGGUCGGCAAUCACAUCACUCCCUCUGUGGUGUUUACCAUGCUGAAGGAGGGCCUGGAAAAGUCAAACUUCAACAUGUUUUCGUCUGCGGGAUAUGGAGGAGGAACCGUUCUCUUCUCUGAGUCAGCCACCAUGUUUCAGGGGGUGGAGUCAGAAGACCCCCAGAAGUGGAUGGGUCACUUCUAUUACAAUGCUCUGAGAGCUAUGGACUGUAAAGCUGAAGACGUCCUGCGGUGGUGUGUGUUGACAGGCCAUGAGCAGGAGAAGUGUGCUGACAUGGGCGCAGCCUUUCAAAGUAAAGGUUUGACUCCAGCUGUCAGGUGUGUCUACGGGGAUUCUGUGACUGACUGCAUGAACAAAAUCAAGAACAAGGAGGCUGAUGCUAUCACUCUGGAUGGAGGUUACAUCUACACUGCAGGCAAAGAGUAUGGCUUGGUCCCUGCUACCGCCGAGAGCUACACAGACGACCGUGAUGGCUCCAUAUACUAUGCAGUUGCGGUGGUAAAAAAGAGUAGCCAAGACAUCCGUAACCUUGACGACCUGCGAGGCCGGCGCUCCUGUCACACGGGAUAUGGCCGCACGGCUGGCUGGAACAUUCCCGUAGCAACGCUGAUGGAGAGAGGCCUGAUCAACCCUCAGCAAUGUCAGAUACCCCAAGCAAUGGGAGGGUUCUUCCAGCAGAGUUGUGUACCAGGUGCCAACCAGCCCGGUUUUCCCAGCAGCCUGUGUGGUCUGUGUGUGGGAGACAUCAAAGGAGAGAACAAGUGUGACAAGGGAAGAGACCUGUAUGAUGGAUACAACGGUGCCUUCAGGUGUCUGGCGAGGGGAGAUGGAGAUGUUGCUUUCGUCAAGCAUUCUACUGUCUUCCAAAACACAGAUGGUAGCGGUGAAUCGUGGGCAACAGACCUACGGUCUACAGAUUUCCAGCUGCUGUGUUCUCAUGGCACUAAAGCCGAGGUCUCACAGUACAGACACUGUAACCUGGCCAGAGUCCCUUCCCACGCCGUGAUGGUGCGGCCAGACACCAACAUCCACGCUGUCUAUGGACUCCUGGACCAUGCACAGAAAUAUUUUGGCAGCGAUACAAAUCCUGAUUUCCUGAUGUUUGACUCGGAGGGCUACGGUGAAGCAGAUCUCAUCUUCAAAGACUCCACUGUUCGCCUCGUGAGUGUCGGUGACAAAAAGACCUAUCAGGAGUGGCUGGGCCAGGGCUACAUGGACUCACUGGUCGACCUUGACUGUAACUCAUCAGUUACAGUCAUGUCAUCUGUAUGGCUGCUGCUGAUGGCCCUGUUCAGCUUCAUGCUGACCCACCUCUGAAUGUAAAGAUAUAACAUGAGACAGGCGCACAUUUUCUCUAUUCCUCAGCCCUCACCUCUUCUUCACACUUCCCGUAUCCUUCCCUUCCUCCUUUCUUCAAUUUUCACACGGGAUUCUUCAGUUUAGUCCUGCUAUUCUGAACAUCCACUCCCUCUAUCCUUGAAUCUGUGUUUUUGUCUUAAAAUUGCAUCUUUUCUACCUGAUUGUGUGUUAUUUUAAUAUAUGAGAGGAUGGCAUGUUGAAACUGCCUUUGGAUUGAAAUGUUUCUAGUGUUGAAGCAAAAGAAGCACAAUUGUUUUUGUGGCAGGGAAGAGGCUUUUGAUGCCCUUAGCCAGUGUGAAUUAGACAUGUUGAGAGAAGGUGUUGCUGCCACUUUGUUUACUGAAGGUGAGCUGCCAUAUCAGUGUGUAUGCUGCCACCUGUUACAUUGCUUUAGUGGGUAGUGCAUCCCUGUCUCUCCAAAGCUAGUUUAACAGAACAGACAAUCUGAUUUUAACCUUAUAUAAGCUGCAUAUAAUGUUUUGUGGUGUCACAUUGAACAAUUACAUUUAAAAAAUGUAACAUUUCUUCCCAGAAACGCUGGAUAAUUCACUAUGUUUUUUGUAAUCUAGGUGAACUGACACUUUAAGAAACACUAGUAAAAGUAAUAUGGAUAGGAAGUUUACUUUUGAACUCCUUAAUAUCUGGUUUAGCUGUUUCUUGCUCAAAAAUAACAAACCCACAGAAAAAAAACCUUUAAACUGUAACUGACCCCAGAUCAGCUUCCCUAUUUUCAUUUAAUUUGAUUGCUGUUCUGCUCUGCUGCCACUUGCUCUUCGAGUACAAACAAACACGGCCUUCCUUUAGUUUGGGCUGUGUUUCUCCAAUAAGCUAAUGCCAUAUCAGAGAAUAUGCACUAGUAUUGCCUCCACACAGAGCUGUGCUGGGGAUGGUGUGAUGAUGAGUGUCUGAGUGUUUGUCCAUAGGCUGUCUACUUCAUGUAUUCUCCUCAAAUGCCUAAAAAUCAAGAAGUGAAAUGCUUUAAUAUAGUUCGUGCUGAGCCUGCUUGCAGCUGCACAUAGAAAUUGUUGUAUUAUUGUUACUAAUCUGAUGCUUUUGGAUGGGAAAUGCUUUAGCAGCAGAUAGUCAGCAUCCCUCCCACCUGCAGCCAUUUUUUUCACACCUUGUUAGCAUUUCAAAUUAUACAUAUUUGGACACAAAUGGAGUGAGUGACUCUGGUCAGGUUUUGUCAGAUUUGGGGAGAACAUAAAGAAAACAUCCUGUGGUUUGUGCUGGAGAGUGAAUGAGGUUUGUUUGUCUGGAUGGUUUAAGUCAAAGAGAAAGACUACAGGCUUUAAUGUAUUAAUGUGAUUCCAACUUUUACUUUGACUUACAGAAAGACAUUUUACUCCAUUUGGGUUUAGGAAGGGAUUUAGCUUAAUGCUGUUAGUCAUGGAAGAGUGUCAAAGGAAUAAAACGCCAUUAAAAUAAUAAUAAUAAUGGACUUAAGAUCUGCUCUCAUGUCCUCUAACUCAAACAACUCACUCCAGAAAUGUCUCUCUCUAACUCAAACUAACCAGUUUUUGUCAUAUCUACUGUACCUCCUGCUGCCUGAUGCUGUUUCCUGCUUUAAAAUGUUGAUUUGGAUGUGUAUUUUCCUAUGUUGAGAGAUUUAUUUUUAUAUGAAGUUCAGAUACCAUAUCAGUGUAUAUGUACUGACUCAUGCUGUCAGAAACCCAUGCUUUCUCUUCCUCCUGAUAGAGAUUUAUUUCUAUGUGAAAUGAUGUAACAUGUAACUAAUAUUUAGUUGCCAGGCCAGUGCGUCUGCACAAGUAUUGCUACAUAAAGCUGCCGACUUGAGCUGUUUUCUGUGCUUGUUCAAAUGAAAUAAAGCUACGUACU